Messenger RNA from Engraulis encrasicolus (European anchovy), 4446 nucleotides. It is a transcript of the gene camk1db, whose product is annotated as calcium/calmodulin-dependent protein kinase 1Db. Lineage: Eukaryota; Metazoa; Chordata; Actinopteri; Clupeiformes; Engraulidae. Gene Ontology annotation, molecular function: calmodulin binding; calcium/calmodulin-dependent protein kinase activity; ATP binding. The record is from RefSeq and is a predicted model, not a curated record. Bases 605 to 1813 code for a protein of 402 amino acids. The transcript has 11 exons. Gene Ontology annotation, biological process: peptidyl-serine phosphorylation. Gene Ontology annotation, cellular component: intracellular anatomical structure; cytoplasm.
CUUCAUCUGGCCGAGUGGCCACCCACCACACUCAAGGGAGCCAGAACGCAGUGCGGUGAUACACGAAGGCGAAGCCAGUCACUUGGUGGCGUCAUCCCUUUAACAUUAGCAAUGCGCGUCGGAGUAUCAGCUGUGCGGGUGCAGGGUCUACUGGUCAGGUAGCCGAUCACAACAAAAGAGGAGGUGUAGUCUGCGCUUCCGCUAUUAUUCUGACAACCAUCAAUGUGUUCGGCUCUAGGGGGUUUCAUUGAAGAUAUCGAAGAUAAGGUCGACUUUCUUCUCCUGGAGUGAUACGUAGGCUAAUUGAGAAACAACCGACAGCCUACCUACACGGGGGUGAACGACUCGCACACCUCUGAAUUUGCGUGGAGCGCAUAUAAGUAGGAGAACGUGCGCGCUAACCACAGGGCGAAGCCUUUCAACUGCUCACAGGCGGCGAAGAUAGCUUUUUCUCAGGCAUCACUUCACUCUCGCAUCGGAUCAGCGGCAGAAAAGAUAUUGUGAAGGCGAAGACGGAAUAACGCCGACCUCCUUACAGUCUGAAGCGUUUUGGGGGUGACAAAAUUUGAUCGUGCGCUGACCGAUUGGAAUCCCUGGUUCAGUGAUGGCCAGGGUCAACCGAGAACCUGCCAACGGAUCCUGGAAAAAGCAGGUCGAUGACAUCCACACAAUAUUCGAGUUCAAGGAGACCCUUGGCACCGGGGCGUUUUCUGAAGUGGUGUUGGCAAAGGAGAGGGCCACGGGGGAUCGCUACGCCGUCAAGUGUAUCCCCAAGAAGGCUCUGAGGGGGAAGGAGAGCAGCAUUGAGAAUGAGAUCGCCGUGCUCAGAAAGAUCAAGCAUGAGAACAUUGUGGCCCUGGAGGACAUCUAUGAAAGCUCUCAUCACCUUUACCUCAUCAUGCAGUUAGUGUCCGGAGGGGAGCUGUUUGAUCGCAUUGUUGAGCGGGGCUUCUACACGGAGCAGGAUGCCAGCACACUCAUCAAGCAGGUCCUGGACGCCGUCAACUACCUUCACGACAUGGGCAUCGUCCACAGGGAUCUCAAGCCAGAGAACCUGCUGUACUUCAGUGACGAUGACGAGUCCAAGAUCAUGAUAAGUGAUUUCGGCCUGUCAAAGAUCGAGAGUUCAGAUGUCAUGUCUACGGCUUGUGGGACCCCUGGAUAUGUAGCCCCUGAGGUUUUAGCCCAGAAACCCUACGGUAAGGCAGUGGACUGCUGGUCUAUUGGAGUCAUUGCCUAUAUAUUAUUGUGUGGCUAUCCUCCAUUUUAUGACGAGAACGACUCCAAGUUGUUUGAGCAGAUUUUAAAGGCAGAAUACGAAUUUGAUGCACCAUAUUGGGAUGAUAUCUCAGACUCAGCUAAAGAUUUCAUCGGUAAUUUGAUGCAGAAGGACCCAGAAAAGCGUUUCACUUGUGAAGAAGCUCUGGUGCACCCAUGGAUAGCUGGAGAUACCGCGCUUUCCAAGAACAUCCAUGAAUCUGUCAGUCGGCAGAUGAAGAAGAACUUUGCAAAGAGCAAAUGGAGGCAAGCCUUCAAUGCCACCGCCGUGAUCCGCCACAUGCGCCGCCUGCACCUCAGCAGCAGCCUGAACCACAGCGUGGACGCCACCGGCCAUUGGCUGCAGAGCCCCACCUCUGGACCAAUCAAGAGCCAGUCUGUUGACUGCUCCUCCAUCAUUCACAAAGAAGCAGCCUCUCCAGCCAGCGCCUGCAGCAUGGAGUCCAGCAGCAGCCCCUCCUGCGCCGGCUCGACCGAGCCCCGUCAGCCCCGGCCCUCCACCGUCACCACCAUCCACACCGGCAACAACAAAUGACAGCAGAGCCUCGGGGAGGGCUGCCAGGAGGCCGCGACCGCCUGAGGAACGUCGCCAGGCAACGGGCACUCAUCUUCCCACUCUCCCACUUGUACUUGUUCUACUUUCUGCCCAGGGUCCAUGUUUUAUGGAGGACAGCUGUUGGUUUAUGGUGUCGGAGGUCGGAGUUCGCUUUUGUCUGCUGGAGCAGGAUGAGAAGGGGUCUUCUUCAGCGUGGAGGAGGCUGGUUGGUGGGUGUGUGGAUGGAUAAGUUGGUGGGUGGUAUGGAUAGGGGUGAGAAGCUGACCCACAGAGUUGGCCUUAUUUCCAGUCGUUCUGCUGGUCUCUUCUUGAAGGAAGGGGGAGCACCAGAGAUGAGUUGGCUGGGUUUGCACAUGUCAGAGAGAGCCCAUCAUGUUAUUUCCACUUGUGUAUAACAACUACAAGCUGCUGUGAAACUGUAUUGUUUUUUUGCCGCAAGAGAAAGAGUGGGGAGUUUUGAGAGGUGGUCUAAAACAGUUUGAAAACAAAUUGAUAUCAGACAUAUAUCUUGUAGCAAUUGUUGCAUUUUUUCACACAUCAUCAAACUAUUUUUUUCUGGUUCAGUUACGUAUCAUCAGCAGUUGUACAAAAAAAUAGAGUUGAAUUUCAUGACGUGUUUACAGGAUAAGCAUCUGUUUCACUCAAUUGGUCCACAUAAUUGAGGGCAAGAACAUUGAAUAUUUGAGGCAAUGUACUUAUUUUUUCUAAUGGUGUUUUAUGGAUCGGCAUAUGACAUAUGGUAUACCUAGUGUGAAGCUACGAUGCUUUACUUGGUCUUGUUAUUACGUUUGUAUGCCCAUUUCUCUAAAAGGAGAGACUGACGUUUUACUGCAUCUGGUUUUUCUGUUAGAUGUUCUGUAUUCAGUACAAUUUUAUUUGUGACAAUGUUACUUCUUAGGAUAGUUCUUAGGAUAUUAUUGGAAUGGGUUUCAUAUUACACACCAUGCAUUCGUUUUCCUCUCUCUCUCUCUCUCUCUCUUUAAUAAGUUGGCAUCUACAGGUUUUAUCCCAUGUGCACUCAGGAAUUUUGUUAGUUCCACAACCACAACUCUGAUUGGUUGAAUUGGUUUUAUUCGGGCACCGCAGAGCUUUCGUUUAUAAAUUAAUAAUCAUUGGCAGACACUUGUUUACAUUAAGGAGUUGUGAUUAAUUUGAAAUCCUCAUAUAGCCUUGUUGACCUACAGCCAUCUUGGUGAUAAAAUACUUCAUUUGCAUUUUCAGGACAGAAUAAUAAACUUUCACGAAAAUGUCACAACCGGUAGUUCAUGAUGCAGAUGUUGUAUUAAGCAUCUGAUUUCAUUAAUUCAGAAUUGGGCAUCUGCUAAAUCUCAAGUAAAUCGUUAACGGCCCCAAAGUAAUGGACACACUUGCGAUACUAUCUAAUGUGGGUUUGCAGUGGGUAAAAAAUGGUCUGUGUUUGUUUGUACUAUAUGACCAGGUUCUUCAGUUGGGAAGUUGGUGGGUGGUUCAGAUUGAUGUACUUUUCAAUGGCUGGUAUUUGUAACUGAAGAUGUAACAUUAUUUUCGCAAAGAAUCAUUUUAAUGGCUGUAACCAGGUGAUUUGCACAAAAGAAUAUCUCUAUAUUGUGGUUUCAAUAAACAUGUACUAUUCUGUGGACAGGUAGGAAGAACUGUGUCGUUUCAUCGGUGAAAAGUACACACUGAAAAAGUCCAACAUGGAUGUCUUAAAGUAAAUUGUGUCAGUCUUAUGCAGGGUGAAUUGGUUCCUCUGAUUUGUAGGUUUUGAAUAAAAAAGUCAAACAUUCAUAAAAUAUUUAACCUCUUUUGGAAGUGUGUUGUAUGAAGUGUAUCUUAUGCUACUAGUAUGUGAGCAGACAGUGUGACUUUGGAGAAAGGAAAGGAUCUCAUUUCAAGUAAACUGCAGUACUUUUAUUUUACUCAUUUUUUUUCACCUGGCCCAGUAGAAUUCUCUGUUCGAUUGACAUUUGGUUGUACACAUACAGCCAAUCACACAAGUCACAAGUCUGUAAUACAUCAUUGUAUUUCUAUGUUGAAAUGAUUACAGGAAGAAAGCCCCAUGCAUUAUUUUCCCCUCUUGCUUUGAAUGUGUUGAUUUAUCAUUGAGACACUUGAGUUGGCUGCUUUGGCCAUGUGAGAAACCAGCACUACAUCUUCCUGUACCUCUCAAGUCAACUCGACAGUCUUUGGAUGCCUAGCAAACUAACUAACCCAUUCACUCCUGCAAUCUUUAUGACCAGCAACUCAAAUGUAUUUGCACACACUGCUCCAUUGUGUAAUGUAUUGUAAAAGAAUGGGGCACUCUUUGAAUGUUUUUUUGCCUUUGUAUUUUAAAUGAUUGCCAUUGUGGUGAGUCAGGUGCCAAUAAAAGAAGACGAUUAAACGCUUGUCAAUGUUCCUGUCAUGGCCGAUAGCCCAAGUGGUUAUAGUGACCUAACUAUCAUGUGGAGCAACAACACCCUUGUAACUUCUGUAAAGUGUCGUAGAGUGCUUAAUAACAGUGAUGUACUACUGUAUUGUUAUGUGGUCAUAACAAUGCUUUUGGACAAUCACGUCAAGUAUGUCCCAUUACCAAAGAUAAAUUGGUUAUAUUUUCUUCCAAAUAAAUCUUACCUGUCCUACCUAUGUACACA